Neltuma alba is the source of this 1326-nucleotide messenger RNA. RefSeq lists its product as uncharacterized. Lineage: Eukaryota; Viridiplantae; Streptophyta; Magnoliopsida; Fabales; Fabaceae. The transcript has a single exon. The record is from RefSeq and is a predicted model, not a curated record. The coding region runs from base 168 to 1097 and encodes 309 amino acids.
AAUGAGGAAUCCCGAAGCCGAACCCAAUUCAAAAACAAGCUCCCUGGUUAAUGAACUAGUCAUUCCCUCAAGUCUACCCAGUACCCAUCGUCAUUGUCUACUACGUCUCCUCUCCAAGAUUCAGACUUUUAACAGAGAAACCCACAAAAGCCUCAAGUUUUGGAUCCAUGGGCUGUGUUUCUUCCAACCUCCUCAACCAUGACGAUGAGUUUUCUCAACUAGGAAGCUCAGCACUUGGUCACCAUAUCGUCUCCCUCACCUCCACCACCUAUGGCCUCCUCAACCUCGACCCACCUCCUCCUUCCACCCCGCCUUCUCGCUUCACUUUCGGUUCCAUUUUCCCCAGCCCACUCUCCGAACCCCGUCCUCUCCGUUCCGAACCAGAGGUCAUUAAUUCUUGGGAGCUCAUGGCAGGCCUCGACACCGACAGUUUCCGCUUCUCUCCUCUGCCUCCACCUAAACCCUUCACCAUCAAAGACCCAGCCUUCAAUAAAGAGAACAGCAAACCCAACGGGCUCAAUCUUGCAAAGGAGUCCCGGGUUUUGAAGCCUUCGAGAGAGGAAAUCAGGAAACCCGGUUCGAUCAAUCCAUCACUGGAUCGUUUCGAGAAGAUAUGCCCACCAAACGGGGACGACAGAGUGGUGAUCUAUACGACGACGCUGAGAGGGGUACGCAAGACAUUCGAGGAUUGCAAUGAGGUAAGAAGGGCAGUAGAAGGGCUGGGUGUGGUAAUGUGCGAGCGAGACGUAUCGAUGGACCGUGGAUUUAAAGAAGAACUGAAGGAGCUGUUGAAGGGGAAGGGGAGAGAUGGAAUGGUGCCUCCAAGAGUGUUUGUGAAGGGAAGCUACAUUGGUGGGGCUGAAGAGGUGUUGAGACUAGCUGAAGAAGGAUUGCUCGGAAAGCUUCUAGAAGGGUUGCCCAGAAAAAAGGAAGGGUUUGUUUGUGAGGGGUGUGGGGAUAUGAGGUUCUUGCCAUGUUUCCAUUGUCAUGGGAGCUGUAAGGUGGUGAUGGUGGUGAAGGAGAAGGGCAGAACUGUUGUGGUAAGGUGCCCUGACUGUAAUGAGAAUGGGUUAGUGCUGUGUCCCAUUUGUUGUUGACUAGGCUGAUAAAUCUGUUCAUACUUAUACAUAUAUGCUUGCUCUGAGUUAUCUUUGUACUAGUCAUGGUGAUUUCUUUGCAUUCACCAUUCUCAAAUAAAUCUACUAAGAGUGUUUGCUUCCUUCGUUUCAUAAAUGUCUACUGUAGUCUGCUGAUGUCUUUGUCUUUGAAAAGACAAAAUAUGGGAAGACAUCGACAAAAAGUCAGGCGAAGAGCUCUUUAUUUGAA